AGAGGGCGUGUCCAAACGAAGGGCAGAGGGGACUCCACAAUGGGAGACAGUUUUCAGGAGCAGCUAAUAGAGGACAGCGCCUUCCUCAAAGCUGACCGGAGACUGGACACAGAGCUGGUGGACAAACUCAUCCUGCAGCUCAACAGAAUCUACCCACAGAUCCUCACAGAUAAGGAGGCCACCAAAUUCCGAAAUUUGGACGUGCCCACUAGUUUUCGACUGGGUGAACUCCUGACACAUCUGCAAGGGAAAGGCGAGGAAGCAUGCAAGGAGUUUUACAGAGCUCUGCACUUGCAUGUAGAGGAGGUAUACUACAGCUUGCCCACACGGCUCCGCCUGAGAGAUUCCUUGGAUCCAUUUACAUAUCCACGUGCUCCCAAACAGAGAUAUGUUCUGAACGACAAAGGUCCCCUCUUUUUCCUGGGAUGUUUCAGUGUUGCUGUUGGAAUGGCUUUACUCUAUUAUUAUGGUGAAGCUAAAGUGACGGGAGGCAGUCGGGCCCUCGGGAUGGCUGCUCUGGGCCUGAAAAAAAAAGCUCAGGAGGUUCUUAUUUGGUACACUGAAGAAAGCCUCAUGAGUUAGGGGGUGAUUCCUUCACACCAGGUGCUUCGGCGGUACUGCUCUAAUGAAUACUAUUCAUACCAAAGCACAGCACACUAUAUCUUUUGAAGGGUUCAAUACUAAUUUUAUACAGUUUCAUACAGCAUUUUGUUACAGCUGGCACUUUGCUUGUCUUUUUUCUAGUACUAUACCAGCAGUCUGUUUAAACAGGUUGAAGGAAUGAAUACUUUAAACUUAAGCGAGGAACAAGAAGAUUUAACAAUUUAUUUUCACAGCAAGCUCCAAAUGUAGUGUAAAGCAGUUUUACAAACCAAGAAAACACUGAUUGUUUUGAUGACAAAAUGAGACAUGAAAUAACUAAAAUAUUAACACUGGUAUGGACAUUCUUGGCUAUAUAGAACAUUUUAUGUCACUACAAAAAUAUAAGUCCCCAUUUAAUCAGUACAUUUUGGUGUAGUGGCUCAGACCAAUUUUCUACCUUACUUGGGUCCAGAUAACACUAUUUUUGCAGUGUGUUUAUUUGAGUAAAGAAGAAUUAUGCUGCCUUAUCUGCUCAGUCGCCACUGAUAAAAGGGCCAUUAAAAUAAUUUCAAUGUCCACCCUGCAUAGAGCCAGACCAGACCAUGAUCACCAUCUUGCGGUCAGAAGCGAAACUACAGCACCAAACAUAGACUAACUUGUGUUGGUUACAAAAACCUUCUCGAUUCACUUCUCUGUUCACAUAAAAAAUAUAAAUAUUUAUUAGUCCGGGGUACAGCCAUAAAUAAUAUCAAGCAGGGGGUGCAGUGCGAUAUUUCAGGCGAGUUCAUAGUGAGCGUUCUGAUCACGUGAUUGCUUCAACCAAUGAUAUCCCGCUAACCUAGCGCAGUGCAUUAUAGGUAAAGUUGCGACUAAAACAAACCGAGAUAAACUAACAUCGAGGAACUGUAAUAAUGAAGCUUAAACACUGAUCUACCAGAUUAAAGGGAAAAAUACAAGAGUUGCACUUUGUAAAUAUAAUACUCGUAAAUCCAGAAAAUGCACCAUAAGUGAAACCAAAGUGAGUAAUUCCCAGUAUAUAAUGUGACGUCCGCUGGUUUGGAGGUGUGUUGUAUGAAAGGAGAGAAGGUUAGCACUCCCCUUGACAAGGAUGGAAUUGGCCCUUGUGGCCUGCAACACACAUACGGUUAAGGCAUUGCCACCUACUUCGUGGCAUCUCUAACCAUGUUUUUCCAGCUGUUAAACUUUAAAGUUUUGUCAAAGACUGAGAACGUAAACAAACGAUGCCUUGGUUUAGCUUAACUGUAUAUUUACUUGGCCUAGACCACGUCUCCCGUAUGCACCAUGUACUUUAAGACGGGAAGCGUGUCUGUCUAUUUCCAUUGGGUCACCACAGGAUGCCAACUUUAUAUAUUUCCGGUUUGCCGGUGGUGGCAUUUAACCUACUGCUGAAUACACCAUGGAAAGCUGCAGGUUUUGCUCUGCAGUGUGUGUCUCAGUAAUGGUAAACUCUGUGCGAGAUUUUAAAAAGCACAUUUAAAGAGCACAUUUAAAUGUUUGCUCACAAUAUUGAUAGAUAUUCCAUUGUGGAUAUUUUUAUGUUCUUAUUGUGGCUUUUUUUUGCAGAGUUAGUGAGUUUGUGAUAAGCCUAUUCUAAAUGCAAAGUGGAGUAGUAAAUUAAUAGAUCUAAAAUAGCAGACAUAAAGCAUUUGAUGGUAAUUUUGAAGUUGUUUGGAAACACUUUCGGAAACGUACAAUAAAGAGCUUCAGAACGUAACAGUAACUAUGAUAAUCUUUAGGAUUUAGGUGCCAUCAGAAAAGGCAAUAUCAGCGGCACCUCAAAACAUUUUGCAGCUUGUAUUUGUACCACUUUUGUAAUAUCGUUUCUAAAGGGAGAUAUUGAUAUUUGAUUUCUGAUGGUUGUCAAUAAUGUCUUCUCACUGAGCAGUGCCUUUGUGUUUGUGACAUUCUGUUUUUAAUUUGUAAUGUGAAAAUGCCUUAAACAUAGAAGUGCCAUCAUUUGUUUGACUGAGACUUUUGUCUUUGUACAGUAAUAGAAAAAAAACUGGUAAUAUAAAGGACAAUAAACACA
Toxotes jaculatrix (banded archerfish) is the source of this 2632-nucleotide messenger RNA. It is a transcript of the gene card19, whose product is annotated as caspase recruitment domain family, member 19. The coding region runs from base 40 to 582 and encodes 180 amino acids. The record is from RefSeq and is a predicted model, not a curated record. Gene Ontology annotation, cellular component: mitochondrion. Lineage: Eukaryota; Metazoa; Chordata; Actinopteri; Toxotidae. The transcript is spliced from 6 exons.